UCCUGGUUGUUAACCGCUUGAGAGUGCUGACAGCCAGUCAACUUCAAAAGCAGCCAGGAGAAACUUUCUUGCUAACUUUGGGAAAGAAUUCAAAAAUGCUGAAAAGUGCAGAUGAUGUUGUCAUGGAGCAAGAGGACUCUGCUUCCCGACAAGGAGAAAUGACGAGCUGGGAUAUCAAUGACAUCGAACUUCCCCAGGACGUAAGACAGAUAGACUGGUUUCAAGAAUGGCCAGAUUCCUACGUAAAACAUAUCUAUAGCUCUGAGGAUAAAAAUGCUCAGAGGCACCACAGCAGCUGGGCAAUGAGAAACACCAACAACCACAACUCUCGCAUCUUAAAAAAGUCCUGCCUCGGGGUGGUGGUCUGCAGCAACGACUGCUCCACCUCAGAUGGGAGGAAGAUCUAUUUGAGACCAGCCAUCUGUGAUAAAGCCAGGCAAAAACAACAGCGGAAAUGCUGUCCAAACUGCAAUGGACCCCUGCGGCUCCUUUCCUGCCGAGGCCAUGGUGGUUACCCAGUUACCAAUUUCUGGAGGCAUGAAGGCAAAUUCAUAUUUUUUCAGUCCAAAGGAGCUCAUGACCAUCCACGUCCAGAAACAAAACUAGAAACAGAAGCAAGAAGAUCAACCCAAAAAGCACAGACAUCACUUUCUCCAUCUUCUCCAGAAUUAAAACGAAUCCGAGAGAUUGAGUCUCUGACAGGUGCCAUGCCGACCUGGGAGGCUUUGCCUUUGCUUCUUUCCAAGUCGGAUGCCUAUGUGCUACCUGCAGAUUUUGGGAGACAUUUAAGCAGAAGUUCUGAGGAGCCAAAGAUAAGCAUCUGCUCUGGGCGGCCACCAAGGGCAGCUGGGGAGGACAGAGGCUCCCAAGAGGCUCCAGCUUGGAGCAGAAGCCUGGCCCUCGGAAGGAGCCCCAGCACCGAGAGGUCUUGGAGCUGCCCUGCCACCCACCCACCCUGCACCCGCCCUGACACCCAGCACACCUUGCCCUUGACAAAGGGUGGCCGUGACUCCUUCAGGGUUAUUGCUGGCCCUUUGGGGGGUGCAUCCUGUGAGGAGAAGUCCCUGCUGCCCUGCAGCGGCGGAGCAGAAGCCUGGCCCUCGGAAGGAGCCCCAGCACCGAGAGGUCUUGGAGCUGCCCUGCCACCCACCCACCCUGCACCCGCCCUGACACCCAGCACACCUUGCCCUUGA
This is a messenger RNA of Merops nubicus (carmine bee-eater), 1193 nucleotides long. It is a transcript of the gene GCM1, whose product is annotated as glial cells missing homolog 1 (Drosophila). Lineage: Eukaryota; Metazoa; Chordata; Aves; Coraciiformes; Meropidae. The record is from RefSeq and is a predicted model, not a curated record. The coding region runs from base 96 to 1193 and encodes 365 amino acids. Gene Ontology annotation, molecular function: DNA-binding transcription activator activity, RNA polymerase II-specific; RNA polymerase II cis-regulatory region sequence-specific DNA binding. Gene Ontology annotation, cellular component: nucleus. Gene Ontology annotation, biological process: regulation of transcription by RNA polymerase II; gliogenesis. The transcript has 5 exons.